Leptopilina heterotoma is the source of this 7432-nucleotide messenger RNA. RefSeq names its product DNA polymerase zeta catalytic subunit (gene DNApol-zeta). The transcript is spliced from 15 exons. Gene Ontology annotation, cellular component: nucleus; zeta DNA polymerase complex. NCBI's taxonomy places the organism in Eukaryota, Metazoa, Arthropoda, Insecta, Hymenoptera, Figitidae. Gene Ontology annotation, molecular function: DNA binding; nucleotide binding; DNA-directed DNA polymerase activity. Bases 159 to 6830 code for a protein of 2223 amino acids. The record is from RefSeq and is a predicted model, not a curated record. Gene Ontology annotation, biological process: double-strand break repair via homologous recombination; error-prone translesion synthesis.
AGGAAGAGAAGUAAACAUAACCUUGAAAGUUUAAUAUUUUUGAUUUUAAUGAUUAUUAUAGGUGAUGAUUUAUGAUUUUCAUUAUUCGUUAUUUAUAAUUAAUGGAAUUAAUUUAUCCGGAAAUUCAAAAAAUAUAUUUAUAUUUCAGGUAAAAUACAAUGUUUUCUGUACGUUUGGUAAUUGCAGAUAGUUAUCAAGCUUCACCACUUAUUCCAUUUGAUUUAUCAGUCUCAGAAUUUCGAAAUUCGAGGAUUAAAAAUGUUCCAACAAUUAGAGUCUUUGGCUCCACUCUUACAGGUGAAAAAGUUUGUUUACACAUUCACGGUGUAUUUCCCUACAUUUAUGUGCCUUACGUUGGCGGAGACGAUCCAGAAGAUUUUGCACAUCGUUUAGCGAAAGCUUUGGAUUACACCAUUAAUGUUUCACUUGGUUCUGCUGGAUCAGACACUCAACAUGUUUAUAAAAUUCAUCAAGUUAAAGGCGUACCCUUCUAUGGCUAUCACGAAAGGCUUCAUCACUAUUUUAAAAUUUAUUUUUAUAAUCCAUCAAUGACUAAAAGAGCAGCGGAAUUAUUACAGAAUGGCUCAGUACUUGAUCAAACACUUCAACCGCACGAGGCGCACAUUCCUUUCAUUCUGCAAUUUAUGAUUGAUUACAAUAUAUACGGAAUGAGUCUUAUAAAUUUGAAAGACGUUAAAUACCGUCAGGCGAAUCGCCGUGGACCGGAUGGCAAAUUAAGGACCGAAUCUCUCACUGCAGAUUAUAAGACCAGAGACUAUUUACCACCCACUGUGAAGAGACAGAGUAUUUGUGAAAUUGAAGUCGACGCCUGGGCAUCUGACAUUUUGAAUAAGGAGGCCAUUCAAAAGGGCUUGGACGUAAAUCCCGGUUUGGCGGCAAUUUGGAGUGAGGAGAAGGCCCGGAGAAUGUUAGCCGGAUUCGAGGGUGGUGAUUCACAAUUAGGACCACCGAAGAGUCCGAUAAGAAGAAAUUUGCCACCAACCGUUAAUGAUUUACUCCAAAUGCAACGAUUUCAUCGGAAACUUAUGUUCAUCACUCAAAGUGAGGAGAAUUCAGAAACCUUUCAUUCUUCUGGUUCUUCACUGUAUCCAGUUGAAAUUGAUGAUAAAUUCAAUUUACUCGAUGCCUCUCAUCUCGAAAGACACGUGGGUCCGAAAAAUAACAAGAAAAUAGUGAACGAUUUAUCUACGUCGUCAGACACUGAUUUGUCAUUGCAUUUUGAUCAAUCGGAGGAAUUACGAGUCAGUGUUGAAAAAUCGUCGGCGGAAGAAUUUCAAAAUGCGACUCUUGAUCAGAGUAUUUUUGACAUUGACGAUGUGCCACUUGUGGAUAUUCUGGAGCAGUUGGCCGAAAAACACAAUGUAGAUGAACAAGUCGAUAAUGACAGUAUUUUAGGAUCGUAUUGUUCGGCAGUUACCAAUGAUUAUAAAAGUGACGAAGAUGUUGAACCCGAAGUUCCUGAUUUGAAUCUCACAGCUCUGGAAAUUGAUAAUUUGAGUUUAAAUCCAAAUUCGACGCCCUCUUCGGGUAAAUCCAGACUUUCUUUAUCACCAGGAAAUUUUAAUACCGAAAUCAAUAAAAGGAAUGAAACAAAAAGUCAAAAUUCCCUCAAUAUUCCUCAAUUUGAUGGUGCAAAUGAUUUGCCAAAAAAAAGAAAUUCCAGUACCGAAAGAAAUACGGACUCAAAAAAGAAGAGAAAAAUACACAAAGGAAAAGAAAGUUCUCAUUGUUUGAACAGGAGAUUAAAUUUUCCCGACAGUGAAUUAAAAAGAUCAAGUUCGAGUGAAAGUGUUUCCGAACUAGAUCGCACUAUUGUUCCCAAUAACGAUAAUUUCAUAAUAUCGGAAACUAGCGACAGUGCUGAAAAUAAAAACAACGAUUUAACUCUAGUUGUUGAGGAAAAAUUAAUAUGCAAUUACAAAGGUAACAAAAAGAACGUCAUUGUUAGUCGUAAGGAAAAUUUGCAAAGUCCAAAACGGACGUCAAAAAGUCCAAGAAAAUUGUUAAAAAGCCCGAGUCGGAGGAGUCCGAGAAAAUCUCUGAAUAGUCCUCGACGAAAUUAUUCAUCGUUAAAUAUAAUCGUCACACCAUCGAAACGAAGAAAAGAACUCAAUAAACUCUCUCAGGAAAUCCCUUUAAAUGAUGAUUCCAGUGCCGAUGCAGAAGAUGAAACUCACUAUUUCUCUCAAAAAAAUUCUAGAGAAAAUACUCGAAAAAUUGAGGCGAGUAAUUCAAAAGGAAGUAAGAAUUUGUCCGAAAAUUACAAUAUUCCUGGACCGAGUAAAAAAUCCCCCGAUUCUGAUGAAGAUCUACUUUUUUCACCAACUCCUCCAGAAGAAAAGAAAAAAAGUCAAGAAACAAAUUUAAAAAAACCAACUUCACCAGCAGAAGAGAAAGAAACUCGAGAAACAAAUUUUAAAAAAAACAACUUAAAUUCUCAAACAGAAAAAAACGAUAAAUUCGUAUCUAAAAUAUCUCUAUUUCGCAGAAGUUCUUUACGAAAGUUGAAUAUAGAAAAAAGUUGGAUCAACAAAACAAAUUCAUCAAGUGUCUCUGAAAAUAAUUUGAAUACACGAGAAACAGAAAAGAAAGACAGUGAGACUUUCUUUUCUACUGAAACUCAUGAAUCUCCAGUACAAAAAUCACAGUUUGAACAAAUUUCUUCCCAAGAAUUAAAUUCAAGGGAAAAGAAACCCGACAAAGUUGAAAAAUCUAAAGAAACGAAGGAAUCUUUAAUGGAUAAAUCCUUUUUUUCCCAAAAUAUUCUCAAUAAAAAGUCGAAAUCGAAAAAAGUCGAAAUAAUUGAAAUUAAUUCCGAAGAUAACAAAAGUGAUGUUGAACUAUUCGUGACAGAAAGUUCCGAAGAAAUUCCCAAAGAGAAGAGAGAGACAAGUUUCCAAAGGAGAGAAUUGGAAUCAAAAGAAACACCAAAUGAGAUGAAUUCAUCUUUUAGUGGAAAGUACAAAAAAUUUAAAGACGAAGAUUUGAACAAAAAUAUACAAAGUGAUGACAAUUGGUCCUUCUCACAAAAUUCCGCCGAUGACGAAUCAAGUAAAGGAUCGUUUCCUUUAGCCCAAAAACCAAAAUUAAGUUCGCAAACUGAAACAAAUUCAUCACUCGAAUUGGACAAAAAAUCAAAUAUUUCCCCCCUCAUUGAAGAUGAAAAAAUCUAUCAAGUUGAAACUGAUUCUUCCGAUUUUGAAGAAGACUUGGAAAUUUUAUUAAAAAAUGUUUCAUAUUCACAAAAUUCGGAAAAUUGGAAUAAUUUGUCAACAACCGAAGAGAAGAGGAAACAAUUAGAAGAAAUAAUUGAAGAUCAGAAUACAUCAAGUGACGAUACGAUAGUAGCAGAAGAUUUCAAUUUGAACAUCGAGGAAGAAAUAAAUAACCAAGUAUGUGACGUAAAAAAAUUACUCACCGUAACUUUCACCGAAUUCACGAAUCAAGAACUUAAUUCUACUUGUAGAUCCAGAAAGUCGAUAUUGAGUCUGGAUCCCAAUCGUCUGAUAUCAAUAACACCGAGAUUUUCUCCACCAACUCGAGAGGAUAUUCUCGACACUAUGAAUAUUUACAGUAUUCCCUCUUGCAGAAAUCAAGAACCAUUUUACAGUAAUCGAAACGAUAUUCGCCAGCACAAGGACACGGCACAUCAGAUUAUAAACAAAAAGGACAUUUCCGAAUUUCCCUCUUUCAAGUCACAGAUCGGUGGCGUCGUCGGUAUCAAAUUAUGGCGACGAAUGAAAGUCAAUGAAUUUCACUCUUUCCAUGGAAAACUAAACUCUGCGAAUAUUAAGAAAAGUCUGGCCGAGAGGCGUUUGAUAACCGUCACUCCUCUUUAUUUACCGCCAGACAGAAAAAUGGUCACCAAUUGGAUUAAGAGUCGAAAACGGUCGAAACGCAAAGAUGAUAAAAUUUUGGAAAAGAGUAAUAAAAAUAAUUGUGAAAGUGAUAAGAAUCAGGAUAAUGGGAAAGUCGAUGAGGGAGAAGAAAAAAUUGGGGCAGACAAUGUAGAAGGGAUCAAGAGUGGGAACGAAAAUAGUGAAAAUAGUGAAAAUAAGGAAAAAGACGGUUUGAAAGUAAAUCAACACUUGGAUUUCUCUUCGUUGGCAAAAGAACUAAAUAUUUCUGAGGGAAAAUCACGUGAUAGUAUUAGCAAUGAUUCUUCGUUAUGCAGUACUUUGAGACCUUCGGAAAUUUUUACUAAUCGGAAAAAAGGUGACAAGAAUCACAGAGGUGUCUCUAUUGGACAGAUUGAUUUUUCCAUGGACGAAACCAAAUUCGAAACUGAUGUUGCUAAUCAAAAUUUGCAAAAUGCUAAAGCUAUAACAACAUAUCAGUACCUGACAAUAUUGUGCGUCGAAACUCACAUUACCACGCGCAAUGAUCUUCUUCCCGAUCCUCGACACGAUCAAAUCGAAGCAAUAUUUUAUGUCAUCCACAAUGAUGUUCCACCUGAUUCAAAAGUCAAACGUUUGGAACAAGGUGCCAUAAUAGUUGAUGUGAAUGAAUCCGGAAAUUUACGGGGACUAUAUCCGGAAUGUAAAAUUACCUACGUAACGUGUGAAGCGGAUUUGUUUUGUAAUAUUAUUUCCCUGAUAAGCGAAUGCAAUCCGGAUAUUUUAAUUGGCUGGGAAUUGGAGACACUCUCGUGGGGAUACAUUUUCCAAAGAGCUGGAUAUUUAGGAACAAAUUUGCCAUCAACGAUAUCACGAAUACCUGGAAGUAAAUGCUCUUGGGAGUCACAUGCAUUGGAUUUGGAAGCUCUAGCUGCUGAAAUUAAAUUACCCGGACGAAUUGUUCUUGACAUUUGGCGUAUAAUGAGACACGAAAUUGCUCUUUUGAGUUACACUUUUGAAAAUGUCAUGUUCCACGUGAUGCGGAAAAGAUUAGCUUGCCCUUCUUUCAAAACGCUAGCAAAGUGGUGGUUCUCAAAAAUUCCCUGUUUACGUUGGCGGGUCAUGGAUUUUUACGUGAAGAAAAAUUUAGGAACACUGGAACUUCUCGAGCAACUUGACAUUAUUGGUAGAACCUGCGAACACGCUCGUCUUUUUGGAAUCCAAUUUUUCGAAGUCUUCUCCCGUGGCUCGCAAUUUCGGGUCGAGUCAAUGAUGUUGAGAUUGGCAAAGCCACUGAAUUACAUUCUCGUCUCGCCGUCAGUGAGACAAAGGGCAGCAAUGCGAGCUCCAGAAGCUCUGCCAUUAAUUAUGGAACCAAUUUCGACAUUCUACAGUGAUCCAGUUGUGGUUCUCGAUUUUCAGAGUCUCUAUCCCAGUAUUAUAAUUGCGUACAAUUAUUGCUUCUCAACGUGUUUGGGGCGCGUGGAACAUUUGGGACAACAAGAUCCAUUCGAAUUUGGUUGCACGACACUGAAAGUGACAAAGAAAACGGCUUUGAAACUUGAGGGAAAAAUUAACUUCUCUCCAGUUGGCAUUGGUUUCGUGAAAUCGGAAAUUCGCAAGGGUGUUCUACCGCGAAUGUUGAAUGAAAUUUUAAAUACACGUUUAAUGGUGAAGAAGGCCAUGAAGGAUCAUCCGAAAAACGAUCGUCCUUUGCAGCAGGUUCUUCAUAACAGACAAUUGGGUUUGAAAUUAAUCGCUAAUGUCACUUAUGGUUAUACGUCGGCGAAUUUCAGCGGAAGAAUGUCAUGCAUUGAGGUUGCAGACAGCGUUGUCAGUAAAGGAAAGGAGACACUUCAGCGUGCAAUAAAAAUGGUGGAAGACACACCAAAGUGGGGAGCUCGUGUUGUUUACGGCGAUACUGAUUCAUUAUUUAUACUACUACACGGAAAAUCAAGAAAUGAGGCAUUUAAAAUUGGAGCUGAAAUUGCCGACGCUGUCACAGCUGCAAAUCCAACGCCAGUCAAGUUGAAAUUUGAAAAAGUUCUCCAUCCCUGCAUUUUACAGACAAAGAAACGAUAUUGCGGUUAUUCGUAUGAAACGAUUGAUAAUGAAAAACCGGAAUAUCUGGCUAAAGGCAUCGAGACUGUUCGUCGUGACGGUUGUCCAGCGUCUGCAAAGAUUUUAGAAAAAACACUUAAAAUUCUCUUCGACACGAAGGAUUUAUCUCAAGUAAAACAAUACGUAACGCGUCAAUUGGACAAAGUGUUUCGAGGAACAGUGUCAAUUCAGGAUUUAACGUUUGCCAGAGAAUUUCGAGGUUUGAGAGGAUACAGUAAAAAUGCCUGUGUACCGGCUCUGGAAUUAACUCGUCGUUUGAUGAAAAAAGAUCCUCGAAAUGUUCCCAGGACUAGUGAAAGAGUUCCCUAUAUUAUUGUCGCUGGAGCGCCUAACGAGGCUCUUAUUCAUUCAGUUCGAUCGCCAAAAGAAUUAUUAAACGAUCCAAGUUUACGUCCUAAUGCCAUUUAUUACAUAACAAGAGUAAUUAUUCCACCGCUCAAUCGUUGCUUGAAUCUCCUAGGCGCAGACGUCCAUAUUUGGUUCAGAGAUAUGCCCCAUCGUGAAGUUCUGAGUAAAGUAUCUUUCUUGCCGAAUGAUAGACAGAAGGCAACAAUCUCGCAAUUUUUUAGCGCACAUGUCUGUUUAUCUUGUGGAAAUUCAUCCGAGAGCAACGUUUGCAAACAAUGUGUUGAACAAUCAUGCAGAACAAUUAUUAUUCUCCAUGAGAAACUUGGUUGCUUGGAAAAGAAUUUAUUUAAUGUCGAUGUGAUAUGCAGAUCAUGUACAGGUCAAUUGGGCAUUGCAGAUUGUGAAUCAUUAGAUUGCCCUGUUACUUAUCGUCGUUCACAAGUAGAAAGAGAAUUUGCAUUGGUUCCCACAUUAAGGAAAAUUAUCGAUGAUUGGGAAAUUUAAAAGAGAAAUUAUUUGUAAAUAUAUGAGUUUCUUUUAAUCUCGCUUUCAAUUAACAUCAAUUAUGAGAUAACUAUUAGGGCAAUAUAAUUAUAAUUAUCUUUAUUUUUUCUAAGUCAACUAUUUUUAUUUCUUUUUGCUUGUUUUUGCUUGUUUUUGCUCUUGAAGCGAUAGAUGAUGAAUUAUUUUUUAUACUUUCAAGUUCGUCUUCAUGCGGCUGUGUGUACAAAUGUACAUUUAUUGAUUAUGAAAUUAUUUUUAUAGGUAAUAUAUAUUAUACAUAAAUUUUUAUAAUUAUAUGAAUAAUAAAUAAAAGGCUGAUAUUUUUGAAGCAAGUAAAUAAGAAUUAGCACCGUUAUUUGUUAUUUCUAACAAAAAUAUUAGAAAUUACAACCUAGUCGUAAAAGAUAAAAAUUAAUAAUUUUGAGGUUAUGUUUCUUGUUUUGGAUUAUGCAAUCAAUUUCUAUUGUUAAUGUCCGAUUUUUCAAAAGAAUUGUAAAAAUUUUCAUUUGUGACGUUUUUAAAUUAUUAUUACUUUGAAUAAAUUUCGAUCGGUUUUUAAUAAAGAAAUAUUGAUGUAAACUUAAAUCGAUGAGAUAUUUUCG